AUGGAGAAAGCAAGUGAAGAAGAAGCCGGUGAUAAAGAAGUUAAAGAAGGUGAUGUUGGCCCAUUUGACAGUGUUUCUGAAGUUCCUGAAGAAUCGGAUGACUUGAUUGUAGCAAUUCCUCCUCCAUUUGUACAACAUACUGAAGAACAAACGGAAGCUGUUGUCAGUCCAGCAUUCAAGGUCCUUGAUGAUCUCUACAAACAAGGCCUUUUGUCAAGUACAAAAUCAGGCUCCUUGAAGCAGAAAUACCUUGAAUUACAUCAAGUUCUGACACUCAUGGAAGAUGAAAAGGCAAUUUUGCAAAAAGAAGCAUCUCGUUUGCCUAAAGAGGGGGAACUGGAAGAGAAAAUUAAGCAUAUUCAAAAGAUCACAGAAGAAAUGAGAAAAGAAAUCUACCAAAAAUGCCAAGACUUAAAGCAACUUCAGGAAGAACAUGGAAAUAUUCAAAGCCUCUAUGAAAAAGAUGAAAAGGAGUAUGAAAAAUUGAAUGAGAAAAUAGGCCUUCUUAAGAGUGAAUUCCUAGAAAUCUCCUCACUUCCAAACCAAACUGCAAAAGAAACUGACAAACUCUCAAGAAAGAAAAAUGAAGUGGAAAAGAAGAAGAAUCAAGUGAAAAAGGAGUAUGAUGAGUGCUUGGCAUCUUUGAUGCAGUUGCAGAAACAAGCAAUUCAAUUGGAAAAAGAGAAGAAUGAGAUGAGGGAACAAACUGAUCGGACUUUGCUGUCACAGCUUGAAAUGGAAGCCAACAUUGACCACAAGUGGAAGGCAUUCCAGCUGACUAAAGAAAAAGUAGCACAGCUGAAAACUGAAAGGGAUGAGUUGGAUAUUUCUCUCUGUCAGGCUCUUGUUGAAAAGAAGAAGAUUUAUGAGAUGUUCACAUUAAAAUCACGUGAAAAAGAGAUGGAUACAAGAAUACAGAAAAAGUCUGAACUACAAUUAAAGGUUGCUGCUGAUAAUUUCAAUCAGAUCAAGACAAUUUAUGACAAAAUGAAUGUGCAGAAAGAAUCCAUGCCAGGUGUGGAUGAGGACUUGCAGCAAAGGAAAAAUGACCUACUUGCAGAAAAUGAGAUGAUAUCAAGGAAUUUGGAAAGUCAGAAAUCUUUAACUGCAAUGGAGCAUGUAAGGCUGGAACGCAGUGCAGAGUCUGAACAGAACCUUCUUUAUGAUCAAAGUGAUAUCCGAACGGAAUUGAAGGAGUUGAAACGUCUGUCGACCAUAAAGACAGAAGAAAGAGAUCAGAAGGCUCGUGAGAAAAAGCGUGCUGAUUCAAGAUACCGUGAUACAAAAGAAGAAUUGACAUCAAAAUAUAUAAUCAUUGAGGAUCAUAAGAAGAAAUAUAAAGAGAAGAAAUCAAGACUGAAAACUUUUGCCAAGAAAUAUGAACUAAUAAAGAAUGACAGGAACAAGUAUGUGACAUUGAUCCAGACAUGUACUCAGAAGGCCGGAGAAAUGAGGGAGAAAAUCAAGAUAUUGCAGAAUGAAAUUGAAAUCCUACGAACUGCUGUUCUUCAAAAGGACAAGCAGCUGCAUAAGGAACGCUUGAGACACAUGCACAGUGUUGUGGUACGAGAUGGUCUGCGCAAUGAACUGGAUAAACAACACAGGGUUGCCAUUGAGUUAGAUGAACGCUAUGACCAGCAGAAGAUGGAGACAAUGAAACUGAAUUACAUGAUCAACCAAGCUGAAGAUCAAAUGAUCAAACUUAGGAAACGAUAUGAAAAUGCCAUUCAAGCACGCAAUAAAAAAGGAGAGGCGCUCAUCAAGCUUAACUCAGAUGUCUGUCUGUUCUAUGAGAAGCAUAAUGUUCAAAAAGACUUGAUCAAAAGGGGCAACAUUGAAAUGGAGAAUUUAGAGCAAGAGUUGAAAAUAUUGCACCUGGAAAAGAAUAUGUACCAAAGGGAAUUGAGUCUGUUGCAGAAGGAACUUCCUGACAAGCGGAAUCUCUUGGAGGAACUGACCACUUCCCAAAUUCAGCUCACCCAAUGCCGGAAUCAAAGUGCUGAACUUGAGAAAUCAAUCAUCAAUCGUACAGAUGAAAGUGCUAUUCGAUUCCUUGCAGGAAAGGACCCUACUCCAGAGGAACUACAAGAUAAAAUAAAAAAGACGGAGAUGCAAUUGGCAGAGGUUGAAAUGCACCUGAUGGAGAAGGAACUGAUUGAUGAACAGGUAACACAUCUCUGUGAGAGGAUAAAAUGCAAGGCAGAGUUAGGAAAAGAUGACACUUUAGAUCUUGCAAAGAAGAUUAAUGAUUUGCAGCAUAAAAUUAAGGACACCACACGAAAGAUGAUGGCCCUUACUGCAGAGGUUUCCAUGAAACAGGCUUCCAAUAUAAUGUCGCAGAGGCAAUUGAAAGAAAUGGAGCAAUUGCUGGAACAGUGUUAUGUUCGGAUGGAGAGGGGUGAGGCACCAACAGAAGAGAUGGAACAGGAAUGGCUAAAGCUGAUGCAACGAGAGCAACAACAAAAAUUGCAACAGCAAGAGAAACAAAUGGUGAAAGAAGAAGAAAAUCUUUUGGAUAAUGGUGAAGUCACUACUGCAGAGCAGAGACCAAAUGCUUACAUUCCAGAUGAUGAAACAGAAUUACCAAUUCCAAGGCCUUAUGGUAAACAUGCCCCUUUCAAGCCUACUGAGACUGGUUCAAACAUGCGACAUAUUCGGAAGCCAAAUCCUAAACCCAUUGAGAUUUGA
Acanthosepion pharaonis is the source of this 2688-nucleotide messenger RNA. The record is from the annotation of a GenBank genome assembly. Lineage: Eukaryota; Metazoa; Mollusca; Cephalopoda; Sepiida; Sepiidae.